CUGCAGUUUUCUUACUUUUUUUUUGAAUUUCAGAACGUGGAGGUUGUUGAUUCUGAGCCAAAUCCCAUCCGUGAUAGCCAUCAUGCAGGACUGUUGCCACAUUCGCCAUGCUCAAAUUCUCCUGAAGAAUUGGUGUGCGGUGGAGGUGACCAGGAUGUUGCUGGCGCUGCUCCCGGUCAGUCCAUUAAUUCCCGGAAGAAGCCAUCCCUGCAGCUAAGUGUUUUCGAGAGUGCUGAGUCCCAUCCAGCAAUAACCUCAUCCAAUGUAUCUCAAAAAAACGAUAUACAUCACGACGAUUCACUGACGUUAAUAUCGAGUGAUUUCGAAAUGAAAGAGAUGGGCAGCAGUUUGGUCUGCAAACAACCAGAAAUUGCUCAUUUAAAAACACAAAUUCUGUAUCAGGAGAGGCGAAUCCGUGAUCUUCAGCUGCAGAACCAAAAACUUGAAGCAAAAUCCAAAGAACUUCUUGCACUGAAAGCAUUGGCUGAAACAAAUGGCAAACUGACGAAAGAGCUAAAAAAGCUAAGAGCAUUGCUGACUGAACAAGAGCAGUUGGCAAAAAAAGGUGCACAAGCAGAAGUGGAUCGAGAUCUUGCUCGAGAAGAAAUGCGUGCUCUUACUGCAGAAACUACAAAACUACGUGCAAUAAUAAAAUCACUGGAAGCGGAUUUGGCGAAGAUCAAAAUUGCGAAUGAAAGCGCGUUAUCGGAUCUGAAAAGGAAAGAUGAUAAGAUCAAUAGAUUGAUGGCGGAUGUUCAACAAGCUGAAACGAGCCGUGAAUUAGCUUAUGAAGAAAUGAAGGUUUGUUUUUUGUUUUUUUUCUUUUUUGGACAUCCCAAAUAAAA
This is a messenger RNA of Gongylonema pulchrum, 845 nucleotides long. Lineage: Eukaryota; Metazoa; Nematoda; Chromadorea; Rhabditida; Gongylonematidae. The record is from the annotation of a GenBank genome assembly.